Molecule: messenger RNA, 3260 nt
Organism: Labrus bergylta (ballan wrasse)
Lineage: Eukaryota; Metazoa; Chordata; Actinopteri; Labriformes; Labridae
Gene: septin10
Product: septin 10
Biological process (GO): intracellular protein localization; cytoskeleton-dependent cytokinesis
Cellular component (GO): septin complex; septin ring; microtubule cytoskeleton
Molecular function (GO): GTPase activity; molecular adaptor activity; GTP binding
Source: RefSeq, a predicted model, not a curated record
UGGUACAGUCUGCCCAGUUGUCGACGGCGACACAGUGAGGCGGUGUUAAAGCUGUCUGUGUUCAAUUGUUCCCUUUAUUUUAAUCGUUAAAAAGUCGGGAAAAUCUAUUCUGGAAAUAAAACAAUGGCUUCUACAGAUGUAGCUCGGCAGCCGGAUAACGGAGUUCGGCCUCUGUCCCUGGCAGGACAUGUGGGCUUUGACAGCCUACCAGAUCAGCUUGUCAAUAAAUCAACCUACCAAGGCUUCUGCUUCAAUAUUCUCUGCAUCGGUGAAACAGGUAUUGGCAAGUCUACUCUGAUGGACACUCUGUUCAAUACCAACUUUGAGAACUUUGAGUCCUCCCACUUUGAGCCUCAGGUGAAGCUGCGAGCUCAGACCUACGACCUACAGGAGAGUAAUGUCAGACUGCGCCUCACUGUGGUCAACACUGUGGGAUUUGGGGAUCAGAUGAACAAACAAGAAAGCUACCAGCCGGUGGUCGAUUAUAUUGACAGACAGUUUGAGAGUUACCUGCAGGAGGAGCUGAAAAUCAAGCGCUCUCUUCACAACUAUCAUGACUCGCGAGUCCACGCGUGCCUUUAUUUCAUCUCCCCCUCAGGUCAUUCACUCAAAUCCCUGGACCUGGUCACCAUGAAGAAACUAGACAGCAAAGUGAAUAUUAUACCGGUGAUUGCCAAAGCUGACACCAUCAGCAAGUCAGAGCUGCACAAGUUCAAGAUCAAAAUCAUGAGCGAGCUGGUCAGCAAUGGGGUCCAGAUCUACCAGUUUCCCCUGGAUGAUGAAACUGUAGCCAAGGUCAACACUACAAUGAAUGGUCAUUUGCCGUUUGCAGUUGUCGGCAGCACAGAGGAAGUUAGCGUCGGGAAUAAAAUGGUGAAGGCUCGUCAGUAUCCUUGGGGAGUGGUUCAAGUUGAGAAUGAGAACCACUGUGACUUUAUUAAACUGAGGGAGAUGCUCAUCUGUGUAAACAUGGAAGACCUCAGAGAGCAAACACACACUCGCCAUUACGAGCUCUACAGACGAUGCAAACUAGAGGAAAUGGGCUUCAAAGACACUGACCCAGAGUGCAAACCUGUCAGCCUGCAGCAGACCUAUGAAGCCAAACGUCAGGAGUUCCUGGUGGAGCUGCAGAAGAGAGAGGACGAGAUGAGACAGAUGUUUGUGCAGAGGGUGAAAGAGAAGGAGGCCGAGCUGAAGGAAGCUGAGAGAGAGCUGCAAAGUCGCUUUGAGCAGCUGAAGCGCCUCCAUGCAGACGAGAAAGCCGCUCUGGAGGAAAAGAAGAGACUCCUGGAUGACGACCAGAGUUCCUUCGGCAAGAGGCGAGCUGCCGCCCAGCUCCUGCAGGCCCAGAGCCUCACUGCCAACGGCAAGAAGGACAAGGACCGCAAGAAUUCUGGCUUCAUGUGAAGACUUUGGGAUUUGAAGCAUGCCUCCAGUUUGUCCAGUGUAACCAGUGACUUUCUUCCCAUACCCCCCCCCCCCCUCCACAUUGCCCUUUGUGGCCAGUCUCAAACACUAACGGGGCACCCCACACAGUGUGUAUGUGUAUGUGUGUGUGUCCGAGUUUGAUCAUUUGCCAAAGUUUAAUAUCAUGAAUCCUGUGUACACUUUCCUCAGUGGUAUUUUUAAUCUUCUUUAUGGCUUUUAUAUAUCUGUGUCAUGUUUUAUAUUUAUCCUUUCAUUAUUAUGUAACACCUUUAUUUGUCAGAUACUAUCAUCUUAUUUUUUUUUAAACCUCAGUGUAUUGAUCCUCACAGCGUCCUCACUCGGUGAACAAAAGGGCUCAGACAGGUACAAACAUUAUGAGGGACUUGUGUUGCAUUGAAUGGCAGCAAUAUAUUCAGUAUAUAAUGUAGACACUCUGAAUGCAUACACACUUCUAACUGUUCAUGAGACAGUCAAACAUCUGUAACAUGCUUUAAAUUCAAUUUAAACCCCCAUUCAGACCCAUUCAGACACAUUCAUGAUUCAAUUUCAGUUUCAGAAUCUUAACAAAUGCUCAAGUCUCUCUGAAAAAGAGGGUAAAACAAAUGUCUGGCACGGCCACAUUUGUAAUCAGAACAUGAGUGCCAUCAUUUUUUAUUCAUGGCAGACACCUCCGACACAACAAGCCACAACACAACAGAUUAUUUGUAACCGCCUUUCAGCUUUAACAGAUGGUAACUAAUAGGAAGCAGGAGUUGAUGUUCUAUUAAUAAUCUCCAUUAAUUUCCAUAAACUUAUCAGGAAAUCCACAGAGCAGGUUAGACCUAGUGAGAAGCAGAGAGGAGGUCAUUAAGAGCCUCAGAGAUAAACGAAUCAACAAUUCAUCCCUUUUUAUUUAUUCAACUCACAGCUGUUUUGGAGCGGAGCUGUUGCAGCGAGGACAAAUAAAUUACAAAGAACUGGUGCUAAAAUCCAGAAAUGUUACAGGAACCGUGUCUGAGAGGGGGCUGAGGAGGUGAUUUGUGAAGGCAGACGUGUUACAGUCACCUUGAGGAGUUUUUUAAUAAGCAUUAAGUAUAGUUAUAACGUGGCAUUAUAAGCUACCUUGUCUGUAUCAUAUAUGAAACAUUUCCUCUCCACUUUUUGAUGCUUUUAUCAAGAACACACCAGCAUUACAGAAACAUCCAGGAGCCAAUUUAAAACCUUCAAACUUCUAUGUGAUCACAGCUUCACAGUUUACUUUGACAAGGUACAUGUUAAAGCAUAUAUUCAUAUUUCUAUUUGUUUACUUGCUCUGUUAUAUUUAACACAAACUGUUAACCCUUUCAGUGCAGUUUUCUCUAAAAGAACUGACUUGUUGAAAUGAAAAGCAUUCUGUGAUUUUCAGUGUUUUUCGGGGACUACAGGAGGAGAGGGAAGAUGACUUAGUGAUUUUUUUGUCUUUCUUCACUGUCUCUGGAAAGAUGAUGACAUUGGGUUUCACUCCUCAAAGCAUUUUACAGAACAGUACAGACUCGACCAGAACACUGUGCUGCUGGUCUCCAGUAAAGUGUGAUGUUGUAAAUCAACACGUACUCACAAACACUGCCACUUUAUAUCCUCUCACUAGUGCUCACCACGUGUUAGUGCCUUAUCUGUGUGAACAAUACGACGACAAACACUAUCCACUUAAAAGUUUACAUCCAGGGAAACACACUGAUGCCUGUCGAAGUUAAGUUUGUUGAAGAUACUUUAGUACUUCUGCUUUCUGUAUUUAAGGACUAAACAGUGUUAUUUGGGAGCUUUUUAUUCACCCUUUCUAAAUAAAUCUUUGUAUUUUUGUCAUGAUAAACUCU